AGUCCCGCACUCUUGACCCCAACUCCCACUCAUGAACGCAAAUCCACUAUUAUCGAAGGCUGGAAAAGCCUUGUUCGAGAAACAUCUCGAGCAGUAUACCCCUGCUGACCCCAUGUACGAGGAGUACACCGACGACCGCGGCAAGAAACGCAGAAGACGACGAGAUAUCCCUCCCGGACUAACAAAGCGCGAUGCUGCCAUCCUCAAAUCCGUCCAGCGUCGUGCCCACUACCUCGACAAAGGAUUCUCUAUCUGCGGGAUGCGCUUCGGUUGGACCUUCAUCCUCGGUCUCAUUCCUGGCGCCGGAGACAUCGCCGACGCACUCCUCAACUACCUCCUCGUCCUCCGCAAAGCUCGCAAGGCCGAGCUCCCGAUGUGGCUCGUCCGCAAGAUGCUCGCGAACAACGCCGCGAGCGCACUGAUGGGUUUCAUCCCAUUCGCGGGCGACGUCGCCCUCGCCGCCUUCAAGGCGAACUCCCGCAACGCUGCGCUGCUGGAAGAGUUCCUGCGCGUUCGAGGCGAAGAGUUCUUGAAGAUGGAGGCGGACAAGCAGGGCAGGGCAAAGGGCAAGGACCUGAUCGCUCCGGUCUCAGAUCUGAAGCAGAUUCAGCCUGGGGCCGGACUCGCUCCAGGAGAAGUUGUUCCCGGCCAAAAGGCGCCCGGCCGUGGCUUGACCAAGUUGUUCGGCACACGAACGCGAGCUGACAAGGGAAAGCAACGCACAGCAUGAUUAGCAGUAUGAUUUCUCACCUUUCGCUCGCUUCCUUCAUGAUCAUUACGAACUCUGUUAGUUGUACCUGUGCAUCCUAUAUCCUAAUUCACGAAUGGAACCUUUUGGACAUUUCGCUCUCUUCUUA
This is a messenger RNA of Mycena citricolor, 857 nucleotides long. Lineage: Eukaryota; Fungi; Basidiomycota; Agaricomycetes; Agaricales; Mycenaceae. The record is from the annotation of a GenBank genome assembly.